AUGUGUUUCUCUGGUCUCAUACCAAUAAUAAAUUUAUUUUAUUUUUCAAUAGGAAUAAAAGUGGCUUUUGAAAGUAUUGCACUGGGAAUUUUCCUUUUCUCCCAGAUGACAGUGGGAAUGUUUGGCAAUUCCUUAAUACUAUUUUACUAUGUCAUAUUGAAACUCACUGGAAAACAUUUAAUGCCCAAAGACCUGAUCAUAGAGCACUUGACUUUUGCCAAUUGCCUGUGUAUCAUCUCAAAAGGCAUUCCACAGACACUGUCAGAUUACGGAUUAAAAGAUUUCCUGGAUGAUUUUGGAUGUAAAUUGAUAUUGUAUGUUUAUAGAAUAACAAGGGGGGUGUCAUUUUAUGCUAUGUGCCUUUUGAGUUGUUUCCAAGCAAUCACAAUCAGCCCCAGCAACUCCAGAUGGAUGAUGUUUAAAUACAGAGCCACCAAGUACUUUGGUUCCUCCUGCUCAAUCAGUUGGCUUGUGCACUUGUUUCUAAAUAUCCUGACACCAGCAAGAGUGUCAGGCCCUAGUUACAACAAAAAUAUAACUAAAAGGAUGAUUUAUGGUUCUUGUUCAUGGUUCUCCUUAAGCAAUUUUGCAACUGCACUGUACUUGUUCUUAUUGUGCUUUUCUGAUGGACUGUGUCUGGGUCUCAUGGCUGGCUCAAGUGUCUCCAUGGUGAGUAUUCUCUACAGACAUAAGAAACGAGUCAAGCAUAUCCACAGUGCUCAGCACUUUUUAAAAGUCUCUCCUGAAGAGAGAGCCACACAAACUAUCCUCAUCCUGGUGUGCACAUUUGUCCUCUCAUACUCAUUCUCCUCCAUUGUGGCCAUCUUUACAACCUACUCCAAAUAUCCAUUGCUAUGGAGCAUAAGUGUAUUUACAUUAAUAGAAAUAUGCUUUCCCAUAUGUUGUCCCUUUGUUCUUAUCAGCAACAUGAAGUCUAGGGCCAGUGUGUUUUUACCCUGCUUUUGUAAGAGAUAA
Messenger RNA from Mus musculus (house mouse), 975 nucleotides. RefSeq names its product vomeronasal 1 receptor 76 (gene Vmn1r76). The record is from RefSeq and is marked validated. Gene Ontology annotation, cellular component: plasma membrane; membrane. The transcript has a single exon. Gene Ontology annotation, molecular function: G protein-coupled receptor activity; pheromone receptor activity. Gene Ontology annotation, biological process: G protein-coupled receptor signaling pathway; sensory perception of chemical stimulus; signal transduction. Lineage: Eukaryota; Metazoa; Chordata; Mammalia; Rodentia; Muridae. Bases 1 to 975 code for a protein of 324 amino acids.